AUGCUACUGCAGAGCAUCGGCGCGACAGACACGAAUGACGAAGAGAUGUUUGUGAUACCAAGCAUUGAGCCAAAGGACGAUCGUCCAUGCUUUUCAUUGAACCCUAACGCGGCUCGGGUUAUCGAUGGCAUGUCUGUCCGGAGUCGAGAUGGCUUUGGGGGACGUGAAGAAGCAUUCAUUAGUGAUUUUCUUCUGUUCACAAGAGCAGUGAUGCACGAGCAAGAUCGUCACCACAAGGCACAACUGGGAAGAGGGGCUCUCGAUUUCGACUCUGAUGUUAACAUGAUUGACGCUGAUGAGUACGCAUUCGCAAUCGACGAAGUUGAUGUGGAAGAGCAAGAAGCACUUCUCGCACAGUUCAAGAAGAAUACGGAGCAUAACGAACAGAAGCCUUGA
This is a messenger RNA of Fulvia fulva, 396 nucleotides long. RefSeq lists its product as uncharacterized. The transcript has a single exon. The record is from RefSeq and is a predicted model, not a curated record. NCBI's taxonomy places the organism in Eukaryota, Fungi, Ascomycota, Dothideomycetes, Mycosphaerellales, Mycosphaerellaceae. Bases 1 to 396 code for a protein of 131 amino acids.